AAUUCUGACACGAGUCAAUGUAAAUAAAAAUAUUUUUUGUGUUGAUCUACAACUUUUGUAUCGGAAUAGAAAUGUUUCCACAGCCGCCGCAGCCUCCACGGCAGAAAAUACCUAAAGAUGGCCCCGGGCCUAGGGGGGUGCCGGAUUGUUACUAUACAUCUCGAGUCCUAAACUCGACGUUCCGCUACGUGAAGUUCGUGAAGAAACUGCGCGCGCUUGAGGAAGAACAGAGGAAGGGCGCGGAGAACAAACUCAAGGAGCUGAAAGACAAACAGUGCAGCGACUUCUUCAUCAGAUGCGAUCGAAGAUCUCUUAUAAACAACGUAGCUCGCCGUGUGGAUCUCUGCAUGCAGUCGUACCAAGAAGACCUGAAAGAGAAAAGAAAGAGAUUAGUAGACCUAUUCGCGGUGGAAGAGGAAGCGAACAUUCGCAAGUUCGUCGAACAGGCCCAAGCGGGCGCCGAGGCUCUGUGGCAGGACAAGAAGGAUCGCCUGGCGUACCUCAUUGCCAAGCGGAAGAAGGAGCACGAGGAGAGAUACAAGGACACGCCGCUCUCCAGAUGCGUCCACGUGCUACCAUGCAUCUACAAGCUGCGAGCUAAAGAGGCUGAAGAGAUCCAGCUGUACCAAAUCAAGGAGAAGGAAGCCAUGAAGCUGGCUGAAAAGGAGUUCGACAGGAUGUGGCACGAGGUCGCUAUGAAGGAGUCUGAUGCCUUGGCGGCCCGUAUGGAGCAAGACGCCAUAGAGCGUCUGCGCAAAGACAACGAGUGCAAGAUGUACACAGACAAGCAACUCGAGCAGAGAAGGAUCCAGCGCGAGAGAGAAAGGGAAAUGCUGAAGCAGGAAGCACUGAGGUUCCGCGCCAUGUGGGACGCUGAGAUCAAGAAGGAAGAAGACGUUCAUGUCAUUCACAACAAAGGAUAA
This is a messenger RNA of Ostrinia nubilalis (European corn borer), 923 nucleotides long. Its product is annotated as calponin homology domain-containing protein DDB_G0272472-like. The coding region runs from base 72 to 923 and encodes 283 amino acids. The transcript is spliced from 7 exons. The record is from RefSeq and is a predicted model, not a curated record. Lineage: Eukaryota; Metazoa; Arthropoda; Insecta; Lepidoptera; Crambidae.